CUUUUUAGAUUUGCUAGCUAAUACAGAAAGAGCGAGAGAAGCCUUUGCGAAUUCGGCGUUGUCUAGACGAGAACUUUCACAGGCUUGCCGCUGAAGGAAGACCGUCGAGAAAAUAUCUCAACAAGGAUAAAGAAAAGCCCUGAUUUUCUCCAAAGAUCUUAGCUUGAUCGAAUUACAAUAGGGGAAUAUUGCGCGCCCGUUCUGUGUACCUACUCACAGCUGCAGAUUUUGAAGAUCUUACUUAUCCAGAUCUGAUUGUUGACGGGAAAGACUGUCCAAUUAUUUUUGUGGUGUACGAAGUUUAUCAAGUGGAAGGUGGUUUCCUGUACAAAAUUACUGAACUCUCUGUGACAAACCGGGCCAUGGGCGUUUACGAUCAAGGUUCUAACAUCACUUCUUUGCCAAUGGAUUCUUCUAGGAAGAGGAAAAGUCGAAGUAGGCGCGAUGGUUCUAAAUCUGUGGCUGAGACUCUUGCAAAGUGGAAAGAAUACAAUGAAUAUCUCGAGUCUAGCAAAGGUGAGAGUAAACCAACUCGCAGAGCCCCGGCCAAAGGUUCAAAGAAAGGAUGUAUGAAGGGUAAGGGAGGGCCUGACAACUCAAGAUGUAACUACAGAGGCGUUAGACAGAGAACCUGGGGAAAAUGGGUCGCUGAGAUUAGGGAACCAAACAGAGGAAGUAGGCUGUGGUUGGGCACGUUCGCUACUGCAUACGAAGCUGCUCUUGCUUAUGAUGAAGCUGCUAGAGCCAUGUACGGUGCUUGUGCCCGCCUCAAUUUUCCUCACAUAUCGGAUCAUACUUCUUGCAAGGAAUCCCUCAAGGACUUUUCACCGGCUACAACUUUAUCAAGUUCUUCAGUGGCAACUCCUGCUGGUUCGGACACAACAACCAUGUCAAAUCAUUCCGAGGUCUGUGCGGCUGAGGAUGUCAAGACAACACAUCAACCUACCAAAAUCAAGGAUGUGGACGAUGUGCGUCUCGAAGCUGAUGAAGUUGCCUCUGCAAAUAUCAAAGUGAAGUCGGAACCAAAGGAUGGGUCUGUCGAUCUCACAGAUCAUGAGUGCGGGGGGUGUCAAUUUGUGAAACCACAAGAACCCGGGAUUAGAAGGGAUGGCAAUGAUGAAAGUAAGGAUCUAAUGGACUAUUCUUGGCUUGAAGGGAAUGGUUUGGAUGGUGAUUACUUGCAGAAUUUCUCUAUGGACGAGAUGUUUGACGUGGAUGAACUUUUGGGGGCUAUGGACAAGAAUCCAAUUGGUGACUCUGAAACGUUUGGUUGUGGUCAAAUGGGCCACGCUGGAGACGGAAACCUCAAGAGUGAAAUGCCAUCAAGCUUCUCCUAUGAACUGCAGAACCCCGAUGCCAAGCUGCUGGGAAGUCUGCACCACAUGGAACAGACACCAUCAGAUGUUGAUUAUGGUUUUGAUUUUUUGAAAAUAGAGGAGCCAGAGAACAAUAGUAGUAGAGAGGAUGAACCGCAAUUUCUUGAUUUCAGAUUACCAGAUCUGUGAUGCAUGAUAAAUGGAGAAGGCUGCAUGAAUUUUGUUUGAUGUGGUUGCGGAGGACGUGCGUUAUGGGCAGUAUUAUUCGCUUUAACACCUAGUACGACUGUAACUUGUAAUGUGUUUGCAAGUUGCGGAACGAAUGCUGGAGUUGCGUCGUGGGAUAUGUACAUUUGUCCAUGCCUUUUUAGAACAUAGGCUGAGCUGAUUCUCUUAGUUUUUUUUGUGGAAUGGAGAAUUUAGCGAGUGUCAUUUGUUGAUUUUUCUCCUUUACUUUUGUAUUUUUGCUUUUGUUCGAGUCAGAGUGGCUCUCAAGAGAAGGGCUGCACGAGCAAGGGGCAUAGGGUAGGAGAUUGGCGCACUUGAUACAGCGUAGUGUGCUGUCGACAGGAAUUUUCUUAGAACGAAAGUUAGUUUUUCGCUGAAGUCGUCACUGACUCUUGUAUACAAGUAAAGAUGAAUGCAGGAAAAAAAAUAGAUUUGGUGUUGC
Messenger RNA from Prosopis cineraria, 1986 nucleotides. Its product is annotated as dehydration-responsive element-binding protein 2C-like. The transcript has 2 exons. The coding region runs from base 363 to 1505 and encodes 380 amino acids. Gene Ontology annotation, biological process: response to stress; positive regulation of DNA-templated transcription. Gene Ontology annotation, cellular component: nucleus. The record is from RefSeq and is a predicted model, not a curated record. Gene Ontology annotation, molecular function: transcription cis-regulatory region binding; DNA-binding transcription factor activity. NCBI's taxonomy places the organism in Eukaryota, Viridiplantae, Streptophyta, Magnoliopsida, Fabales, Fabaceae.